AAGUCCAAUUCCAUUAGUCAUUUACGGAGUAUCUACUGUCAGAAUGAUAGGCAGUAUGCGGCAUGAGUUUUGCCUCAAUCAAAAUUUUGAGUUUUUGAUGUAAAGAUGCAAAUCUCAUAUAAGCGUGGCAGUAUCCUUGUGAAGGCGUUGUGUUCACUUCAGUAGCGCCUCUCAACCGGCAGACUCGUUUCAGCUGUUCCUCCACUUCCACUCCGAAUCUCCGAUGGCAACCGCAUCCAACAACAACCACCCAUACGCAUCCCGCACCCAAGACUACCAAGACCACGACGACGGCGAUGAAGACUUCGAUGAUGAAGCCGAGGAGGAGGAUGACGAUGACAGCGAACCCUCCGCGUCCCCGUCUGAGGAGGCUCGCCUCGAGGCCGUGCUGCGGCGGCUCACUGCGGAUGAGGUUCGGAUCCGGGUGCACGAGGUCGCGAUCCGGGGCUGCGCUCGCACGCGCCGCGCCGCAGUGGAGGAGGCGGUGGGUCCGGACCUCGCGCACGCCGCCACCGUGCGAGACCUCGUCCGCGCUGCCGCCGCGGCCGGCGACCGGCUCCGUCGCCUCGGCGCCUUCGACGCCGUCUGCAUCACCCUCGACGCGGCGCCUCCAGGGCUCCCCGGAAGCGGGGGAAGCGCCGUCGUCGUCAACGUUGAUGUCGCCGAGGCACGCGGACGUGCUGCCGGCGAAUUUGGCGUUUUCGCCAACACCCAGACUAGAUCAUGUUCACUGGAAGGUUCACUGAAGUUGAAGAACCUUUUUGGAUACUGUGAGACCUGGGAUGCAUCAGGUGCUCUUGAAUUAGAUCAGACAGCAGAACUAAGUGCUGGAGUGGAAAUGCCAAGAAUCAGAGCAAUACCGACUCCGCUGGUGGCCCGGAUAUCAUUUCUGUCUGAGGACUGGUUGAAGUCCUCACUCAAAGAACACCUGAUGGGUGUUUCUAUUGGCUUGCUCUCCACCAUGAACCAUAACCUUGCUUACAAUCUGACAUGGCGAACUUUAACUGAUCCAGCAUGCAUGGCAUCCAAUUCCAUGCAAGAGCAGUUAGGACAUAGCCUUUUGUCCUCUAUUAAGUAUUUGUACAAGGUUGACCAGAGGGAUUCAACCAUAAAACCUACACGUGGAUACGCUUUUCUGUCAUCUUCUCAAGUUGGAGGCCUUGCACCAGGGAGCAAAUACUCGCGGUUUCUUAGACAGGAAUUUGAUCUUCGGGUAGCUCUGCCGCUGAGUGUGCUGAAUGGUGCUCUCAAUGCCGGAGUGGCUGCUGGAGUCAUCCAUCCGCUGGAAAGGGGUUCGACAGGAUCUGUCUCACCACUGUUAGAAAGGUUUUAUUUGGGUGGUAACAGGUCUCUUGUUUGCCGCUUGGGUGGACCAUCGUCACUUGUAGGCUUCAAAGCAAGAGGGCUGGGGCCGACAGACUUCAGAACCUGUGGCCCCGAUGAUUCUGAAAAUGGUGCUUCCACUUCUGAGCUAAAUGGAUUGGGAGGUGACAUAGCAGUGACAGCCUUUGCUGACCUGUCAUUUGAUAUACCUCUGAAGCCUCUCAGGGAUCUAGGAAUUCAUGGCCAUGCAUUUGUCUCUGCUGGAAAUCUUGCUAAAUUAACUGAGUGUGAUAUUCGGAAAUUUCCACUUACUGACUUUCUACAGACAUUCAGGUGUUCUGCAGGAUUUGGUGUAGUUGUGCCAACCAGAUUGUUUCGCAUAGAGAUGAAUUACUGCCACAUCCUGAAACAGUUUGAUCAUGACAAAGGAAAGACAGGCAUACAGUUUAACUUCUCUUCGCCCUAAUUUCUUUGGCAAUAUGUUCUCAUCAAGAUGAAUACUUGGUACUUUUUUCCCUCGCUGUUCUGUUUUCUUUUUCUUUCUGGCAAGAACUUAUCUACCAAAUCUCUCGCUCUCUCUCUAGAAAAAGGACUUGCAAACUGUAAGUGAUAAAUUGUUUGUCCUGGCUGUAGAUUUAAUAUCGUGACUUGUAAAGCCUCAAAGCAAAGGAAGGCAAAGGAGGUAGGGAUGCUUCAGUUUUCAACUCUGAUUUACUUGUUCUAGACUGGAAUUGAUGAGAUAGUACUGUGCAAAGAUCUGUCAAUGAGACGAACAGUGGUGGGGAACGGAAAAUUUGUGGUCAAGCUACAUUUUGUUUUCCAUUUAUGGGACUCAGUUUCUGUAGAAAAGUAGGAGUGGCAAUGCAGAUGCUGAAAUACCAACCUGUAGAUUAUGUUAUGCAGUACAGUGUAUUACUUAAUAUCUCAGUUUAGGUUGUGAGAAUGGCUGGUUCUGGCCAAGGUGGAUAUGAAUUGGCAUGCUGAGGAAAGAUUGCACCAUUGUCAUGAUAAAUCUGCUGCAUAUUGGACAUGUAGUCUGUCUUAUGUGAAUACAUGAGCAGAAAGGAUCUACUUCAGUCGUA
Messenger RNA from Phragmites australis (common reed), 2405 nucleotides. RefSeq names its product SAM50-like protein SPAC17C9.06. Gene Ontology annotation, biological process: protein insertion into mitochondrial outer membrane. The record is from RefSeq and is a predicted model, not a curated record. The coding region runs from base 224 to 1789 and encodes 521 amino acids. Gene Ontology annotation, cellular component: outer membrane; SAM complex. NCBI's taxonomy places the organism in Eukaryota, Viridiplantae, Streptophyta, Magnoliopsida, Poales, Poaceae. The transcript has 5 exons.